This is a messenger RNA of Telopea speciosissima, 982 nucleotides long. Its product is annotated as transcription factor JUNGBRUNNEN 1-like. Gene Ontology annotation, molecular function: DNA binding. The record is from RefSeq and is a predicted model, not a curated record. Gene Ontology annotation, biological process: regulation of DNA-templated transcription. The transcript is spliced from 3 exons. NCBI's taxonomy places the organism in Eukaryota, Viridiplantae, Streptophyta, Magnoliopsida, Proteales, Proteaceae. Bases 41 to 946 code for a protein of 301 amino acids.
UAGAGAACCAGCAGAAGCAAGAGAUAGAACAGAAGAAGAGAUGGAGGUAGAGAAGCUCAGUGAUUUAGAUAAUGGUAAAGAUGAUGAUGAUGUUCUACUUCCAGGAUUCAGGUUUCAUCCAACAGAUGAAGAACUUGUUGGGUUUUAUCUUCGAAGGAAGGUGGAGAAGAAACCAAUUAGUAUUGAACUUAUCAAACAGAUUGAUAUCUAUAAAUAUGAUCCAUGGGAUCUCCCAAAAAUCACUACUGCUGGGGACAAGGAGUGGUACUUCUUUUGUGUUAGAGGGAGAAAGUAUAGAAACAGUAUAAGACCUAAUAGAGUCACAGGUUCUGGAUUUUGGAAAGCAACUGGCAUCGAUAGGCCAAUAUAUUCUGUUGCAGAAAACCAUGACUGUAUAGGCCUCAAGAAAUCCUUAGUCUACUACAGAGGAAGGGCAGGAAAAGGCACCAAAACUGAUUGGAUGAUGCAUGAAUUUCGCCUUCCAGCAAAUGUGAAAAGUUCUAAUAAUCCCAAUUCUAAGAACACUACUCAAGAAGCUGAAAUCUGGACACUUUGUCGAAUCUUCAAGCGAAAUGUGACUUUUAAAUACACAACAGAUUGGAGAAAAAGUAACAGUACUACUACUACCAUCAAACAAAACUCAAUUACUGAUUCAAGUUCUCAAACAUGCAGCUUUGAAUCUGAUAAUAGUGAAAAGUGCAAAAGCUUUGGAGCUAAUUCUGUCACUCAUGAACAGAAUGAGAAGAAGAAGCCAACAGUUAAUAAUAACAUUAAUGAUGAAAAGAACCAGUUGAAUUCAAUAGCUCAAGCACCAUUUACUACAUUGUAUUCAAGCUUUCCGAAUAGCAAUGGCAAUGAUUUAUUCAGAGAAGGGAACUGGGAUGAGCUUGCUUCAAUAGUUGAUCAGUUUGCCAUUGAUCCAACCUUUCUGUAUGGUUGUAGAUAAAGUGGCCAAAUAGUUUUUUGUUUUUUCUUCUUUCCC